AGCGCCUCGGCAGCAAUGGAUGCUUCGGCGUCGCCAUCCCCGCGGAGAGAAUCCAUUUUCAGUGUGCGCGCAGUUAAACUGAAUUCGAGUUUGAAACAACGGGGCACUCUACAUCGGCGUUUCUCGCCAGUUGAGAUAGUUCAGCAGCUAUCGGCUGUGAUCAUGUCCUCAGUUCUGCAGAAGCUGAUCAGCCCUCUGGCCAGCAGCCCCGCUGAGCCUCCCAGGAACAAGGUGACGGUGGUCGGGGUGGGCCAGGUGGGAAUGGCCUGCGCCGUUAGCAUCCUGCUGCGGGACCUGUGUGAUGAGCUGGCUCUUGUGGAUGUGAUGGAGGAUCGUCUGAAAGGAGAGAUGAUGGACCUGCAGCACGGCAGCCUCUUUCUCAAGACCUCCAAGAUAGUCGCUGACAAAGACUACGCAGUGACAGCCAACUCCCGCCUGGUCGUGGUGACGGCUGGUGUUCGCCAGCAGGAGGGCGAGAGCCGCCUCAACCUGGUGCAGAGGAACGUCAACGUCUUCAAGUCCAUCAUCCCCCAGAUCAUCAAGUACAGUCCCAACUGCACGCUCAUCGUGGUCUCCAACCCGGUUGAUGUGCUGACCUAUGUCACCUGGAAGCUGAGCGGUCUGCCAAAGCACCGUGUCAUUGGCAGCGGCACCAACCUGGACUCAGCCCGCUUCCGUUACCUGAUGGCCGAACGCCUCGGCAUCCACGCCAGCUCCUUCAACGGCUGGGUGCUGGGCGAGCACGGAGACACCAGCGUGCCUGUGUGGAGCGGUGCCAACGUGGCUGGAGUCAACUUGCAGAAGCUGAAUCCUGAGAUCGGCACCGAUACUGAUAAAGAACAGUGGAAGGCCACACACAAGGCUGUGGUGGACAGUGCCUACGAGGUGAUCAAGCUGAAGGGUUACACCAACUGGGCCAUCGGCCUGAGCGUGGCCGACCUGACUGAGAGCAUCAUCAAGAACAUGAGCCGGGUACACCCUGUCUCCACCAUGGUCAAGGACAUGUAUGGUAUUGGCGAGGAGGUCUUCCUGUCUCUGCCCUGCGUGCUGAACAGCACCGGCGUGGGCAGCGUGAUCAACAUGACCCUGACCGACGCCGAGGUGGCCCAGCUGAGGAAGAGUGCCGACACGCUGUGGGGCAUCCAGAAGGACCUCAAGGACAUCUGAACCUACCUGCAAAUAUAGCACACGCCCUUCAUGCAGAGGCCUGUCGACACGCACACACACCUUUCAUAACGUCCCUUUCUCUUAGAUUGUAUUGCUCUUAUUUUAAAGGAUAAUAUCAGUGUUUUUCAUGAAAAUUGUCAUCGGGCCUGAUAUGGCCAUUCUCAUGUCAGUGUUGUCAACGCCUACUUCCUGUCAAUCACCUGUCACCUGUGAGUCUAAAAACACUUGUAUGAUCCUUUGAAAAAAUAAGCACAUUUGCUCCCAAACAGCUUGUAGACUGAAGUUACUGUGUUACUGUGUUUGUGUUAGGAGAUGAAAGACGACCUCUGUAGUGUACACUGUGUUUCAGAUGUUUAGACCAGGAUCAAACACAACCCUCAAAACAGCCCAAAGCGUCAGAGUCCUCCUCCACCACUUACUGCACUGAGUCGUUGAUUAAAUUCCCUGCAAGGAAUCACUGAGAGAAAGAACUAGAGAAAGACCCUAAACAUCCAAAAGGACACUGCUUUCCUCCUGCAUUCAUCUAAAAGUGGUAGAAGUAGGACAGUAGAGAGGCGACUGCACACUUAGGGUAACAUAGGUUAAGUUGUGACAUUGUGAGUGUGACGGUGGUCGUUCUUCCCCUCUUGUGUCCUCGGUGUUAGCAAAGGGAGAGGAGUGGUUACGUCCAGCUCGGGUUGCUGUCUUCAAACAACGUUUUCUUACUGUUGGACCUUUGUGCUGGAAACUGUCGGAGACAGCAACAUGUAACUUAAUAAACUGAACUUCCUGAAGGGU
Xiphias gladius (swordfish) is the source of this 1944-nucleotide messenger RNA. It is a transcript of the gene ldhba, whose product is annotated as lactate dehydrogenase Ba. The transcript has 8 exons. Gene Ontology annotation, molecular function: L-lactate dehydrogenase (NAD+) activity. Gene Ontology annotation, biological process: carboxylic acid metabolic process. The coding region runs from base 16 to 1167 and encodes 383 amino acids. Lineage: Eukaryota; Metazoa; Chordata; Actinopteri; Istiophoriformes; Xiphiidae. Gene Ontology annotation, cellular component: cytoplasm. The record is from RefSeq and is a predicted model, not a curated record.